Molecule: messenger RNA, 1056 nt
Organism: Caenorhabditis bovis
Lineage: Eukaryota; Metazoa; Nematoda; Chromadorea; Rhabditida; Rhabditidae
Source: the annotation of a GenBank genome assembly
AUGAGCCAUGAGGCUGGCCCAAGCGACGGACCAUUCGACAACGUGUUCUGCGCGAUAUGCGGCGACAAGGCCACCGGCAAACACUACGGCGCGAUGAGCUGCGACGGGUGUAAAGGCUUCUUCCGUCGAACGGUGCGCAAACGCCACACCUACGUGUGCCGCUUCGGCGAGACAUGCAAAGUUGAUAAAGCGAAACGCAACGCGUGCCGCAAAUGCCGAUUCGAGGUGUGUCUGCGGCGCGGAAUGCGACGCGACGCCGUCCAAAUGGAACGCGAUCGAAUUCGGCCGUCGUCGUCGUCGGCGGCGGCCACGGCCACCGCCGCAAUCGUUGCCGAUGAUCCGCUGCUCGAUCAGCUGCUCACCGUCGAGGCGAACAUGCGACAAUUGCGUACCACCGUCAUCACGAAGACGUCCGACGCUCGACGGCAGGCGACGACCGGCGACGUCACCGACAGCAUGAAUCAACAAUUAAUACUAAUGGUCGAAUGGGCGAAGAGUCUCGAGCAAUUUCAGCGGCUCGACAUGAGCACACAGAUUGCUUUGUUGAGGCAUUUUUCGGCACAACAUUUGGUGAUGUGCGCCGCGUUUCGGAGCAUCCACUUGAGCGACGCGGUCUGGUUGACAAAUGAGACAUGCCUGCAUAAGGAUAGUCCAAAAGUGCCCGAUGUGAACCGAGUGGCGGCCCGCAUCGUCGACAACCUAACAACCCCAAUGCGUCAGCUGAACAUGAAUGAAAUCGAGUAUGUCGCGCUGAAGGCCAUCGCAUUUUUCGAUCCGUUGGCCAAAGACAUCGGCGCCUCAUCGAACGAGGUCGAGGAGACGCGCCAAAAGGUGCUCGAGUCGUUCGAGCAGCACGUUCGCCACGUGUCGCCCUACAAAGAAAUGCCGCGACGGUUCGCCAAUCUGCUGCUGCUGUUGCCGCCGAUGUUGGCGAUCGCGCGCGAUCUCAUCGAGGACGUCCAACUCGCCAAACUCUUCGGUCUCGCCUCAAUCGAUCGCCUCAUGCAGGAGCUCAUGCUACCGCCAGAUAGCACAACCGAUAAGGCGUCGCCUUGA